AUGUCUGAUCAAAAGUAUACCGAGAGAGUAGUCAAUGUCCCACCAGCCACGCAGAGGCACUUCGCCAACGGAUCCUGGCUCAGUUUCGCCUCUCUUGGGCUGUAUGCGCUGAACCGUCUUUACGCCUGGUGGUCCUCUGUAAUCAACUAUCUCAACUACGGGCUCCUCUACCUGUUCCUGGGCGGGGUCCCGCCGACGUACCAUACGAGGCCACGCCCCAAAUACGGGUAUACUCCAGCGGUCUUUGUGACCGGCGCUCAUGAUGGCAUUGGGAGGUCGAUCGCCUUUACGUUAGCUGAAAGUGGGUAUGCAGUGUUCGCAGGUGUCAAGAACGCGGAAGACAUCGAAGACCUCAACCUCCGUUUCGAAGAAUACCGAAAUGCCUUGAGGGCCAGUCCAACGGGAACCCAGAUUCUGGGAUCUCUCACUCCAGUGGUAUGCGAUGUCCUUGACCCAUCGAGCAUCCAGUCUGCUGUGCGGGCGGUGACCAACGCCAUCGCCUCAGACUGGAAGGCGAAACCAUUCGUCUCCGUCGUAAAUGUAGCCGGGUUCUGCAUGGUCUCGCCGAUGGAACUGACUUCUCGCGAAGACAUCCUCCGCAUGAUGAACCUCGAUCUGAUGGCGUACAUCGACGUUACGAAGGCUUUCUUCCCCCUCCUGAAACGUUUCCAAGGCAGAGUCGUGAAUGUCGGCUCCUUCGGCGGCUUCGCACCUGUGCCAGGCUGGACCACCUACAACGCCGUCAAAUCCGGCAUAGAGAAUCUCACGCGCGCAUGGUCACUCGAAACGAGCAGGACUCACGGCAUCCGGAUGGCGACGGUCCGUCCAGGGUUCGUCGCGACCGCAGGCAUAGGCCCCAAGAUCGCACAGGCCAUCGCGUCCUACGAGUCUUCCGACACCGCCAUCGGCUUCGACUCGCUCGGGAACGCGCUUCUUCCCGAUGCACAACCACGAUCUGACGACGAGAAAGCCGAUGUCCAGUCGGCGGGUGAAUACCCCAGCGCCAGCGCGGGUCGCCCGAAUGCGUGGAGGGACUACGAGAAGAUGAUGCGGCGGAAUCGCGAGAUGGUGGAGUUGAGCAUGGAGCUCGGGACGCCGGAAGUGAACGUGGGCAAGACGGUGCGGGAUGCGUUGACGGAGCCGUGGAUGCAGCCGGUGUAUACGGUUGGUGUGGAUGCAUUGCUCCGUCAGAUGGCGAGGGAUUUGUUGCCGGAGCCGCUGUAUGAGUGGGCGGUGUUGAAAGUGUUCACGUAGAGGGAAGGACAGGCGAAGAAAAUCUGACACUCUGCAAGUUAGGUAAGUAGGUACAUUACUAGUAUAUCUUUUAGUGCAGUCUUCCUCAGUCCCACUGCGAGAUCCUUGUUUUCUCGACCGG
Molecule: messenger RNA, 1375 nt
Organism: Gloeophyllum trabeum ATCC 11539
Lineage: Eukaryota; Fungi; Basidiomycota; Agaricomycetes; Gloeophyllales; Gloeophyllaceae
Product: NAD P-binding protein
Exons: 4
Coding region: 1-1254 (417 amino acids)
Source: RefSeq, a predicted model, not a curated record